UUGUAACCCUAAUACUUCUACAAAUUAAUUAAAAAUGAAAUAGUAAAAAAAUAUAUUAGAAUUUAAACCUUUUAUGUUAUUUCUACUUUUAAAUUUUUACCCACAAUCUAGUUGGCUUGUUAUACAUAGAAUGUUGUUUAGAAUUGUUGUUUUAUAAUGGCAUUUACCAAAUUAUUUUUGAGUGUAAGAUUAUUAUGUAUUGAGGCAAAUUUUGCUAGAACGGUUUUGAGGAGUUAUAGUGGAACAUUAGAAGCACCAGCUUGUAAUAAAAAUGAAGAAAAACCAAAAACAGAUAAGACCUCUGCUUCUGGACCACCAUCAAGAAAGGGUGUGGUGCUUGGAGUGUAUGAAGAAGGUGAAAAAUUCUCUUUAACACCUGCUGCUGAGGAAAUCAAUCAGAAGAGUGGGGGAAAGCUGUGCAAACACUUAAAUGAGUUAUCGUGCGAGCUGAGGCUGGGCAAAUCAUUUGUGGUGACGGACGUGGUGGCAGACGGUGGUACCGUGGCCCUCGCCUCUCUUGGACCGCGCGAUCCUCCUCACGAUACACAGGAAAGCCUGGACGAGGGGAAGGAAAACGUACGUGUGGGCGUGGGUGCGGGAGUGUCGUGUCUGCGUUCGCGUGGAGUGAUCGACAUCGCCGUGGAUGUGGCCGGACACCCGCGCGCCGCCGCGGAGGCCGCUCAUCUCGCCGCUUGGACUUUCCAAGAGUUCAAGUCCACCGUGGGCCGGAAGAGCGAGGUCCGCCUGUCUGCAUUGGGAGGCGAUCGGGGAGAGUGGUCGUCGGGCGUGGUGCUGGGCGAGUCACAGAAUUGGGCGCGGUACCUCUGCGACAUGCCCGCCAACGUCAUGACGCCCGCCGGCCUGGCGCAGGAGGCGCUGGACGUGCUGUGUCCACUGGGCGUGCAGGUUUUGGUGCGCGAGCGCAAGUGGGCGGAGGCUCAGCGCAUGGAAACGUUCCUGAGCGUGGCUCGGGGCUCCUGCGAGCCGCCUUUGUUGCUGGAGUGCCAUUACCGGCCCGAGGCCGACGCUCACGGCCCGCCCGUGCUGCUCGCCGCCACCGGCGUCACUUUUGACAGCGGCGGCUUGUGCCUAAAGUCUCGGACGCAGAUGUCCGAGGGUCGCGGGUGCAUGUCGGGAGCCGCCGUCGUGCUGGCCGCUCUGCGGGCGUUAGCUCUAGCUAAGGCGGCGAUAAACGUGAGCGCAAUAAUUCCUUUGUGCGAGAACAUGGUGAGCGGGCAAUGCCUAAAAGUGGGCGACGUGGUCACGGUCCUCAACGGGACUCGCGUGCAGAUCGAGGAUACGGACAUGGAGGGUCGCCUUUUGCUAGCAGACGCGUUGGUGUACGGUCAGACCCUGCUCAAGCCUGCCCUGGUCUUGGACGUGGCCGCUCUCACACAGGGCGUAGCCCUGGCGACGGGUGGCGGCGCCUUCGGGUGCUUCAGCAACAGCGACUCGGCGUGGAGCGGACUCAGAGGCGCCGGCGCAGAGACAGGAGAUCGCCCUUGGAGGCUGCCGCUCUGGGCCUACUACGGGCGCGACAUCCAAGCGGACCCCGCAGUGGAUCUCAAAAACCGCGGCUCGUGUCCGGCUUCGCCUUGCGUCGGCGCGGCUUUCCUCAAGAAUUUCGUUUGUGCCGAUUGGAUGCACCUGGACAUCACGGGCGUCAGCAAGUUGGCUCAUGCGCGCGCGCCUCCUUACCUGGACCCGUUACGGAUGACAGGUCGGCCCACUCGCACUCUGGCCACUUUCCUGACGAACACGGCGGGCUCAAGUGGGAAAUGAAACAUUUAAAUGAAUAAAGCUUGGGAGACGAAUAAAACACGAAUGCUUAUUGACCUAAAAAUGAAGAAACAUUUAUUUUCAGUAUGUCUUUUGUAAAAUUGAAUAACAGAAUGAAUUAAAUGUAAUUCAACAACAGAGUGGAUUCGUCAAAUUUCGAUACAAUUAUUUAGUUCCACAAUAGAAAUAUAAUAUUUAUCAAGACAUUUACAGCUUCCGAAGCGACCGGGCGGCGGCCGGGCCUUCGCCCCGACUCGUAGUUCCACUAUUUAUGUUAGAUUAACGAUUAUUAAGCUUCGAGUAAACUUUUACCUCUUUAUAAAUACCGUAAAUACGACGACUUUACACAGAUGCGAGAGAUGAAUAGUGAAACUAGUCAAUUUACAAUUAUAAGAUAAUUAUUAUUAAUUACAUUUAUACGGGAAGCGCCGACGAGUCGACGCAGAAUAUAUCUUUUAACGCUAUUAAUUUAUAAUGACUUACAUAAUUAAUUUGGACUACAACACAGUUUAUUAAUAAAUAUAAAAGACCUCGACGCGAGACGAGGAUGGAGGCGAAAGGGAUCCGCCGGCGAGGACCGGCCGACGCCCGACUUGUUGGGUUUGCAAAUUUAUCUCACGUAAUUAUAAAUAUCUCAUACUAAAAAAAAUACAUUAAAAGGUGCGGACGCUAGCGCCGCGACACGGAGGCACGCACACACCCACACUCUUGUCUCCUUAGCAUAGUUAAAUUAACGGAAUACUUUAAGUCUAGUCCUCGCCGCUAUACAAUUAUACCAUUAAACUGAAACGAUGACAAUAUUUAAUUUAUCGCAAACACUAGAGAAAUGCAGGUCCAAUACGAUGUUAAUAUUGUGUGU
Molecule: messenger RNA, 2638 nt
Organism: Pieris napi
Lineage: Eukaryota; Metazoa; Arthropoda; Insecta; Lepidoptera; Pieridae
Product: cytosol aminopeptidase-like
Exons: 13
Coding region: 157-1782 (541 amino acids)
Biological process (GO): proteolysis
Cellular component (GO): cytoplasm
Molecular function (GO): metalloaminopeptidase activity; manganese ion binding
Source: RefSeq, a predicted model, not a curated record